CACAUGCGUAAUGUUAAUUAUGAAAUGACGUUUAUUGUCUGAGGGGCGUACAAUUUGUCAACAAAACAGUCGCCAUUUUGCGUAAAUUUAAUUUUGAAUAAGAGGCUAUCCGCUUUAAUCCGAGGCAUCAGAAGUUUUUGUGAAAGCGUAUUAAAAGUAAUGUUUCUGUGAUACAUAGAAAAUAUCUGUAGGGAAGAUAUUUUUUAUCAAAAAACUGAUAUGUAUUAAUAAUUGAAAUUGUCUUUGUGUUUCAAGAGAUUAUAGAUAUAACUGGGAGAAAAAAGUAGUUAAGUUUAUUAAAAAUGAGUUCUAAAGAUGAUGAAUAUGAUUAUCUAUUUAAAGUUGUUCUUAUUGGCGACUCAGGCGUAGGGAAAAGUAACUUAUUAUCAAGAUUUACUAGAAAUGAAUUUAAUUUGGAGUCUAAAUCCACCAUAGGAGUCGAAUUUGCCACCAGAAGUAUACAGGUGGACGGCAAAACAAUAAAAGCACAAAUAUGGGAUACGGCCGGACAGGAGAGAUAUCGAGCCAUUACGGCCGCUUAUUAUCGCGGCGCCGUCGGAGCUCUCCUAGUCUACGACAUCGCCAAGCAUCUGACCUACGAGAACGUGGAGCGUUGGCUGCGCGAAUUGCGCGACCACGCCGACCAGAACAUCGUCAUUAUGUUGGUGGGCAACAAGUCCGAUUUGAGGCACCUGCGGGCCGUGCUCACCGAAGAGGCGAAAUCGUUCGCAGAGAGAAACGGGCUGUCGUUCAUCGAAACUUCGGCUCUAGAUUCGACCAACGUCGAUAUGGCAUUCCAGAAUAUACUCACAGAAAUCUAUAGAAUUGUUUCUCAAAAACAAAUUAGAGACCCGCCUGAAGGCGACGUAAUACGACCAGAAAGAGUAGAACCAAUAAAUAUACAACCGUCUACGACUUCUGAUGGUGUACGCAAACAAUGUUGUCAGUAAUAAUCAAAUUUUAGCAAUAAUAUGCAUGUUACACUAAAUACAGGUCUCAGCAGGUAGUGCCGCCUUGUCUUAAUUCACUGUGACUACGUUUUUCUUUAAUUUGAAAUAUAUCAGGAACCUGUAUACACUUCUUUAUUAGAUGAAAUUGCGCUGUGACAAUGCGGAUUGCCGUUUUCUAAUUUGCUGUGCACUUAGUAUGUAAUUUCAGAUUAUAGACUUACGAAAAAAUUGUAGAUAACUUUUGUUACAUAGGCCAUAUAUUAUUUCAACAUCCUCAAAAAAAUGGUAUAUUUGUUGUCAACUGUAAUAUAAGCUUCUUUAUUAAAAAUAUAAAUUUAGUUUUUAAAUAAAAUAUCUGUAACAC
Phyllotreta striolata is the source of this 1314-nucleotide messenger RNA. Lineage: Eukaryota; Metazoa; Arthropoda; Insecta; Coleoptera; Chrysomelidae. The record is from the annotation of a GenBank genome assembly.